This is a messenger RNA of Manihot esculenta (cassava), 2819 nucleotides long. Its product is annotated as pentatricopeptide repeat-containing protein At2g18940, chloroplastic. The transcript has 2 exons. Gene Ontology annotation, molecular function: protein binding. The coding region runs from base 189 to 2687 and encodes 832 amino acids. The record is from RefSeq and is a predicted model, not a curated record. NCBI's taxonomy places the organism in Eukaryota, Viridiplantae, Streptophyta, Magnoliopsida, Malpighiales, Euphorbiaceae.
UGUCCCAGAAAGGAAAAGGAGAAAAUGGCUUAUCCCAAGCGUCUGCUCCUCCAUCCAACCUCCUACGGAGGCCCAGCCUUCCAUCUUCAAUAGAGACCAAACAACUAUCCUGCCUUACCCGUUCUCGCUCUCUGCAACUCUUCUAUUUCAAAGUGGAAGAACCCAAAACCCUCUCCUGAGUUCAUGAAAUGGAAGGUACUCUCUUCCCAAUCAAACCAGUGUAUCCCAUCCUAAAGAACAAACCAACACCGCCAAACCCACCUCUGAAAUUCAGCUCAGCAAAACUGCCUCCGCCUCCUUUUCCUCCUUCCUCUUCUCAUCUCUCUUUCCAUUUUGAUUCUCUCCUCCAACACCUCCUCCAUCUCUCUUCUCCACCCAAUUCUACUGCCCAGAAGCUAAAUGGCACUAAAUUCUCUUCUUCUCUUCAAAUUUCUAAUGAUUCAGCUCAGAAAAGAAAUCCCAUUUCAGCCCUUCAAUUUGAAGUGGACAAAGAAGAGGGUGUAUCGAAUAAUGGGUCUCUUGAUUACUUGUCAACAAAGGGUAAGUUGAUACUUGAUUCCAUUAUGGAACAGCCAUUGCAUAGUUUGAGUGCUUUCUUUGAUUCUUGCAAAUAUGAGCUGCUUCAAGUUGACUUGAUCUGUCUCUUGAAAGCAUUGGACUAUUCUGGCAACUGGGAAAAAGCCCUUUCAUUGUUUGAAUGGACAGUUCUGAAUUUAGGAGCUGCAAAUGAGAAACUAGAUAAUCGGGCUAUCGAACUGAUGGUCAGGAUUCUUGGUAGAGAGUCGCAGCAUUCUAUUGCAUCGAAGCUGUUUGAUAUAAUUCCCCUUGAUGACUACUUGCUAGAUGUUCGGGCAUACACAACUAUUCUUCACACUUAUUCUCGUACUGGCAAGUAUAAGAGAGCAAUUGAAAUAUUCGAGAAAAUGACCGAGUCAGGUUUGUCACCAGAUUUAGUUACUUACAAUGUCAUUCUGGAUGUUUAUGGGAAAAUGGGUCGGUCAUGGAGCAAGAUUUUAGGCCUUUUAGAUGAGAUGAGAAGCAGAGGACUUGAGUUCGAUGAGUUUACUUGCAGUACUGUAAUAUCUGCUUGUGGGAGAGAAGGCCUGCUAAAUGAAGCAAAAGACUUCCUUACUGGAUUGAAGUCUCAUGGCUAUGUACCAGGUACGGUCACAUAUAAUGCUUUGCUGCAAGUGUUUGGCAAGGCAGGGAUGUACUCGGAGGCCUUGACCAUCUUGAAAGAAAUGGAGGAUAACAAUUGUCCACCUGAUGCUGUGACUUAUAAUGAGAUUGUUGCAGCUUAUGUUAGGGCAGGGUUCUAUGAGGAAGGAGCUUCUGUCAUUGAUGCAAUGACUUGUAAAGGAAUCAUGCCAAAUGCUGUCACAUACACUACCAUGAUAAAUGCUUAUGGCAGAGCAGGGGAGAUGGACAAGGCUUUAAAGUUGUUUGACCAGAUGAAGGAGAUGGGUUGUGUUCCUAAUGUUUGUACUUACAAUGCUGUUCUGGGAAUGCUAGGAAAGAAGUCACGAUCAGAAGAGAUGCUGAAGAUACUUUGUGAUAUGAAAUUAAAUGGUUGUGCUCCUAAUCGUAUCACAUGGAACACAAUGCUUGCCAUGUGUGGUAAUAUGGGUAUGCAAAAAUAUGUUAAUCAGGUUCUUCGGGAAAUGAAAAGUUGUGGGUUUGAGCCUGAUAAAGACACAUUCAAUACUUUGAUUAAUGCAUAUGGAAGGUGUGGUUCUGUUAUUGAUGUUGCUAAAAUGCUUGAGGAGGUGAUUGAAGCAGGGUUUACUCCAUGUGUUACUACAUAUAAUGCACUUCUGAAUGCUCUGGCACGACGAGGAGAUUGGAGAGUGGCAGAAGCAGUCAUCCUAGAAAUGAAAAAUAAAGGUUUCAAGCCCAAUGAUACCUCAUACUCAUUGAUACUUCAUUCCUAUGCAAAGGGUGGAAAUGUGAAAGGGAUAGAAAGGAUAGAGAAAGAUAUUUAUGAUGGUCACAUCUUUCGCAGCUGGAUGCUUUUGAGAACCCUUGUUCUUGCAAACUUCAAGUGUAGAUCACUAAUGGGAAUGGAAAGGGCAUUCAAGGCAUUGCAGAAACAUGGUUACAAGCCAGAUUUAGUUUUAUUUAAUUCUAUGCUUUCAAUUUUUGCAAAGAACAAUAUGUAUAAGCGAGCUCAUAAAAUGCUGCAUUCGAUUCAUGAGAGUGGGUUGCAGCCUGAUCUCAUCACCUACAAUAGCUUGAUGGACAUGUAUGCCAGAGGAGGAGACUGCUGGAAAGCGGAAGAGAUUCUCAGGAUGCUACAAAAGUCUGGUGGGAAACCCGACCUUGUUUCAUAUAACACUGUCAUUAAAGCAUUUUGUAGACAAGGACUUAUGCAGGAGGCUAUAAGAAUCCUAUCAGAGAUGACAUCAAUAGGAAUUGUACCAUGUAUUUUUACAUACAAUACUUUUAUUACGGGCUAUGCUGCACAAGGAAUGUUUACAGAAAUAAGUGAUGUGAUUAGCUACAUGAUUAAGCAUGACUGCAGACCAAAUGAGCUAACCUACAAGAUUGUGGUAGAUGGUUAUUGUAAAGCAAAACAAUAUAAAGAAGCCAUGGACUUCGUUUCAAAGAUUAAGAAUAUAGAUAGCUCUUUUGGUGAUAUGUCCGUGCGAAGACUUGCUUCUCGGGUGCGCACUAAUCUGGCAUCAUGACUCCAUGAAGUAACCCACUUAGAUUCUUUAUGUUAAUCACUUGGGGAGCUUCAGGGAAAGUCAAUUCUGAAGGAAAAAAAGUGGAAUUCUUUCUAGUCUUCUUCAGUUAGCUCCAAUUCAAACUGGAGGAUA